Molecule: messenger RNA, 960 nt
Organism: Angiostrongylus costaricensis
Lineage: Eukaryota; Metazoa; Nematoda; Chromadorea; Rhabditida; Metastrongylidae
Source: the annotation of a GenBank genome assembly
AUGAAUCAUAGAACUGCUGUAGUCACCUUACUCUCGUGUAUAUUUAUUAGUUCUGUUAACGGUGUUCUGCGUGUCAUGACAUUCAAUCUCUGGAUAUCUGGAGCGAACGUUAACAACGGUCUUCAGAAAAUUGCGAAACAUAUUGCCCUUAUUAACCCAGAUAUUGUCGCCUUGCAGGAAGUCGUGAGUAUCAACGCACUAAACAACCUUACUGCCUUACUAGGUGAUGAGUGGACAAGCAUUUGUCAUCAGAACAAAGACUCGCCAGACGUUGCGAUCAUCACCAAGCACGAGAUUCACUCACAGUCCUACGCAAACACCAGCAGAGGAAUUGGUGUAAGAAUUCUGGUCGACUCAUGGUAUUUCGUGAAUGUUUGGUCUGUACAUCUCGACUACCUUUCGUACGGACCGUAUGCUGCAUACAACAAAUUGGUCACUUCCAUGGAUCAAAUUAUGGCUGGAGAGAAUCCAAGAAGUGGUCAAGGAAGGAGACAAAAUAUGGAAGAAAUAAAAAACAAUCCAAAGAUGGCCUCUUGGAUAAGAAAGUCAAGCUACGUGCCAGUGAUUGUUGCCGGCGAUUUCAACUCUCCAUCUCACUUAGACUGGACGGUGAAAGCAAAAAGAAGACAUGGCGGAUGGUCAGUGGAGUGGCCAGCUACGAAAAUCAUGUCCGACUUGGGUUUCAUUGACUCGUUUCGCGAGGUCCAUCCAAACGUCGACGCCGAUCCUGGUUAUACAUGGUCAACCGUGAACAAGUUCAAUGAGCAAUGGGACUACACAAUUCCGGAACCGCAAGAUCGGAUUGACUUCAUCUUCUGUCUAGGUGACAUAACACCAAUCAGAUCCUUCGUUUACGCUGGUUCCGAGCCAUUGCAGCCGAUACCACGUCACUGGAACAACGAUUACCCGUCCGAUCAUUUUGCAGUUGUCACCGAUUUUGACGUGAAAAACAUUCUUUGA